This is a messenger RNA of Juglans regia (Persian walnut), 2910 nucleotides long. Its product is annotated as protein FAR1-RELATED SEQUENCE 5-like. The record is from RefSeq and is a predicted model, not a curated record. Lineage: Eukaryota; Viridiplantae; Streptophyta; Magnoliopsida; Fagales; Juglandaceae. Gene Ontology annotation, molecular function: zinc ion binding. The transcript has 7 exons. The coding region runs from base 1 to 2910 and encodes 969 amino acids.
AUGUCUCGAGAUGGAACUGGGUCCAACCGAGUAACUGAGGAGCGUUCUGCAGCCAUCGAUCUUAAGCCCAAGACAUCAGGAUCUUCGAUGUCGUCUACCCAUCAAGGACAACUACUCAUUGAGGGCCACGUACUUGACAACAAAGAUGAGGAUGUCAAGCAGCACCUUGGCCCUGAGCAUUUUAGCAACGUGGCUUAUAAUCUCAAGGAUGACGUGUUCUACUAUCUACCUCAACAUACCAUGUCUAUGGAUAUCGACUCAGCCCCGUCUGCAUCGACUGGAGGUAUAGUUUUCAUUGGAAUUGUUAGCAUGGAAAAAGGAGAAGACCACUCAGUUGGGCUAACACCAAGUAGCUCAAAUUCUCUAAGCACGGACAUCCCAACAACUGCUCCAAGCCUAUCAAAUUAUAUGCACGUUUGGCCUGGACCAAUGCCUGCAUGGUCACCGGCCUUUAUGCCAUAUCCAGAUGGCAACCAAUAUCCAAUCAACAUUCAGAAUACUGGUUACAAAUUUCAAUAUGGGAUGGGACCUCCCAUUCCUCUUAUCACUACUAGCUCCGCAACGAGCUCAAGAGUUCAUACAGAGGAUCCACCCAAUUGUAAGGAAACUGAAAAACCUGAUACAUCCUCUAGACUUAACGAGGAGAGUAAAGAGGAUACCUCUGUUUCACGGGAUACCGAGGAUGGUAGUGCCGGGACACCUGAGUGUGUCGAAAUGGAUGGUGGUGAUACGAUUGAGGAGCCAAAGUCAGGGAUGGAAUUUAAUUCUUUUGAAGAGUUAUUGACCUAUUAUAAGCAAUAUGGUAAGAAAUACGGCUUUGGGGUAAUGACAAAAAGGAGUGAAAAGGCCGAGGAUGGGACUAUUAGAUAUGUCACCCUAGCGUGUGCCCGCGGUGGGAAAGCCCGAAAUAGAACGUUGAAUGUCGUCAAACCACGUCCGACAGGAAAGACGGAAUGUAAGGCAAAGAUUAAUGACUUAAAAGUUGAGGGAAAGGUACGGUUGACAACAUAUCAUAAUAUACAUAAUCACGGCCUCAGUCCACAGAAAUCCCGGUUCUUUCGUUGUAAUAGAGAAGUCAGCGAGACUGUAAAAAGAGUUCUAGAUACAAAUGACCUAGCUGGGAUUCGAAUGAAUAAGAGCUUUGGGAGUCUUGUCGUUGGCGCCGGUGGAUUCGAGAAUCUCCCGUUUUUGGAAAAGGAUUGUCGUAAUUAUAUGGACAAGGCAAGACAUCUGCGACUUGGGAAAGGUGGCGCUGGAGCGCUUCAAGAUUAUUUUUUAAGGAUGCAGUACAAAAAUCCCGGGUUCUUUGCGUUGAUGGACUUAGAUGAUGAGGGGAGAUUGAAGAAUGUCUUCUGGGCGGACCCCCGUAGUAGGGCAGCAUAUCAGUAUUUCGGUGAUGUGGUGACAUUUGACACUACAUAUAUGACCAAUAGAUACGGUAUGCCCUUCGCACCAUUUGUUGGUGUAAACCACCAUGGCCAGUCAAUUUUGUUGGGAGCAGGAUUGAUAUCUAGUGAGGAUACCGAGACAUUUGUAUGGUUAUUCCAGACAUGGUUGAAAUGUAUGGACGGUAUAACUCCAAGAGCCAUAAUCACAGAUCAAGACAGAGCGAUGAAAAAUGCCAUUGCCAUUGUAUUCCCAGAAAGCCGACAUCGAUUCUGUUUGUGGUAUAUACUGAAGAAAGUACCCGAAAAGCUUGGCUCUCAUAGUGCGUACAAAAGUGGCAUGAAAACUGCUUUGAUGAAGUGUGUGUAUGACACUCAAAGUGUUGAAGAGUUUGAAAAAUGUUGGGAGCAGCUAAUCACCACGUACAACUUGCAUGAAAAUGUCUGGCUACGAAGUUUAUAUGAUGAGCGUGAGCAUUGGACAAAUUUGAAAGAAUUUGUUGACCAGUUUGAUAAUGCUCUGAAAAAGAAAAUUGAGAAUGAAACUGCUGCAAACUUCCAUUCAUUUAGUGUCUCCAUUCCCUGUAUAUCUCGAUCCCCAAUUGAGAAGAAAUUUCAAGAUCUGUACACGAAUGCUAAAUUCAGGGAACUUCAACAACAAAUUACCGGUAUUAUUGAUAUGGAUCCAAAGUUAUUUAAGCAUGAUGGUACAAUAAAGACAUAUCAUGUAGAUGAUGAAGUUCGUGUGGAAGAGUUCACAAAACCGAUUACACACUAUGUGGACUUUAGUGAGGAAGAUGCAACUGCAAAGUGUUCAUGUGGGUUGUUUCAAAUGAGGGGGAUAUUGUGUAGACACAUUUUGGCCGUAUUCAAAUGUAAUGGGAUUAAGUCUGUGCCGGAUACAUACAUUUUAGAUCGAUGGCGGAAAGACAUCAAAAGGAGGUACACAUUGAUCCAUAGCAGUUAUGACGUAGGGGAUCAUCGGGCAGAUGCUAAUAGAUAUUCAAGUCUGUUGAAUAUCUGUUAUCAGAUGAUUACUCAUGCUGCGGGUUCAAGUCGGCAUACUGAGGAUGCAACUACAAAAUUGUAUGCAAUGAUUGAGUUAUAUCGUGCCAACCAAGAAGCCCCAUCGAUAACCCUCCCUGGUGCGAAUGUUGGCUGUACGACUGCUGAUACAACUACAGUUGGAAGUUCAAAGCAAGUACUAAGUCCGAAAGUUGUGAGAGGAAAAGGCAGACCCCCAUCUCUAAGAAGAGCAUCAAGGAUGGAGAAAGACAUGAGGAAAAUUAAAGCAAAGACGAAGAGAGCACCAGUUAAGGGGAAACGCAAACAGCGAGAUGGAGGAGAUACAGCAGUCGUGGACACUUGCAGGAGGUUAUUUCACCCUUCAGAGAUGGAUACUCCCAAUGUUGAACAAGUACAGGCCCAAGAAACAGUGAUUGGUAGUCAAGAAAGUAUGCAAUUUGGGUUAGAUGGAUUGCAACCGGGAGAAUUUGGGUUGAGUGAAUCACAACCGAUGCAAUGA